GAGACUGCAGAGUUCUCAAGACAAACAAACCCACAUUUUGAGAACACAGAUAGGAUCAUAGGAAUCAAGAGAAACGAUGGCAGAAAGUGGCGGCGCCGGAGACAGCCGGACGGGGUUCAACAAGUAUGCUUGCGCUUGUGCUAUUGUUGCAUCCAUGAUAUCCAUCAUAUUUGGCUACGACACCGGUGUCAUGAGUGGGGCAAUGAUAUUCAUAAAGGAAGACUUGAAAAUCAGUGACGAACAGGUGGAAGUUCUGGCCGGAAUUCUAAACUUAUGUGCCUUGAUUGGUUCUGUUUCUGCCGGAAGAACCUCCGACUAUAUCGGACGUCGCUACACAAUCGUCUUGGCCUCCAUAAUUUUCCUCAUCGGCGCAGUUCUGAUGGGUUACAGCCCAAACUACGCUGUCCUAAUGGUCGGAAGAUGCACGGCUGGCAUUGGAGUCGGGUUCGCGCUCAUGAUCGCCCCAGUUUACUCCGCCGAGAUUUCCUCCCCUUCGACACGAGGUUUCUUAACCUCCCUACCGGAAUUUUGCAUCAGCCUCGGCAUCUUACUUGGCUACGUCUCCAAUUACUUCUUCGCCAAGCUAACCCUCAAACUCGGCUGGAGAAUGAUGCUUGGAAUUGCAGCCAUCCCUUCUCUCGCCUUAGCAUUUGGAAUACUAAAGUUGCCGGAGUCACCGCGGUGGCUCGUCUUACAAGGCCGUUUAGAGGACGCCCAGAAAAUACUCCUCCAAAUUUGCAACAGUAAGGAAGAAGCCGAAAUCCGCUUCCGCGACAUCAAAACGGCCGCGGGAAUUGAUGACAAAUGCACUCAACAAGUGACCAACAAUCCUCAAAACACUGGUGGCAAAGGCGUAUGGAAAGAAAUCUUCCUAAGGCCAACCCCCACCGUCCGCUGGAUCUUACUAGCUGCCAUUGGAAUACAUUUCUUCCAGCAUGCAACCGGCAUCGAAGCAGUCGUGUUAUAUAGUCCAAGAAUUUUCAAGCAAGCCGGAGUGAAGGACAAGAACAAGCUCUUGCUCGCCACAAUCGGUGUCGGUCUAACCAAGACUAUGUUCAUAUUAGUGGCUACAUUUUUCCUAGAUAGAAUUGGGAGGAGAAAGCUUCUAUUGACGAGUCUCGGAGGUAUGGUUAUGGCACUAACAGCAUUAGGUUUUGGACUGACCGUGGCGGAACGGUCUGGGGAGAAGCUUCUAUGGGCAUUAGUUCUUAGUAUUGCUGCUACAUACAUAUUCAUUGCAUUUUAUUCCAUUGGGCUUGGACCUAUGACUUGGGUCUACAGCACGGAGAUAUUUCCAUUGAGGUUAAGGGCCCAAGGAAUGAGUCUGUGUGUUGCAGUGAAUAGGAUUAUGAAUGCCACAGUUUCUAUGAGCUUUCUUUCCAUCUCUAAAGCAAUCACAAUUGGAGGUAGUUUCUUCAUGUUUGGUGGAGUGGCAGUGAUUGCUUGGUUGUUCUUCUUUUUUCUAUAUCCGGAGACAAAAGGAAGAUCAUUAGAAGAGAUAGAGUCGCUGUUUAGCAAAAACAGUAGCAGGUUGAGAAAAGAAGGCCUGGAAUUUCAGCCCAAAAGUAAUGGCAAUAUGUAGUCACUCUUUUUCUCACGUUUCUUUUUGAUACAUGUGUGCCGUAGCGAGAAUUUCUGGUUUUUAUGAGCAAAUUAAUGUUUUAUUUCUUUUUUAGUUUUUUUUUUAAUUAUUAUAAUGCAUUAUUGUAUAACUUUC
Messenger RNA from Rubroshorea leprosula, 1717 nucleotides. NCBI's taxonomy places the organism in Eukaryota, Viridiplantae, Streptophyta, Magnoliopsida, Malvales, Dipterocarpaceae. The record is from the annotation of a GenBank genome assembly.